Messenger RNA from Ostreococcus lucimarinus CCE9901, 2964 nucleotides. RefSeq lists its product with no specific name. The transcript has a single exon. Bases 1 to 2964 code for a protein of 987 amino acids. Gene Ontology annotation, molecular function: telomerase RNA binding; telomeric repeat DNA binding. Lineage: Eukaryota; Viridiplantae; Chlorophyta; Mamiellophyceae; Mamiellales; Bathycoccaceae. Gene Ontology annotation, biological process: telomere maintenance via telomerase. The record is from RefSeq and is a predicted model, not a curated record. Gene Ontology annotation, cellular component: telomerase catalytic core complex.
AUGGCUACGAGUAAGACGCGAGCGGGAAUUCGACGCGAACGGAGGGCGCGAAAGCGACGCCAAGAUGAAGAGGCGGCAGAGAAUUGCGCGUUGGAGACCGAUUCCACCAUGCUUGAGUCGAAGUGCAUGUCCGAAAAGCCGCUCACCGCGAACCCAUUCAUUUCGCACAUCGACGUGAAGGAAGUCAUUCGAUUGAGCGACGUCUAUCGUUGUUCACAAGAUGUCUCAGUCGACGGGGAUGGCGAGACUAGUGGACUGACGAGCGAGGAGGUGACUUUGUCGCCUGCCUCGACGGAAUAUCUGCAAACGUCGAGAAAGCGCUCGAAGUCGUACAGAAAGCCGAGUUGGCUUCGUAAGCGUGAAGCGCGGCUGAACUCAACGCAUGCUCAGAGUUUGCGGACGCGAGAAGUGAAGCAAAUGACCGCCGGCAACAUCGUGAAUCGACAAAAGAAUGCGAGUUUGGGUAACGAGGUGAAACUUGCUGACGAGGUCUUCGAUCGAGGGGUGUUCAUGUUUCGUUCAAGCUUCACGAAGAAACCAGGCUUGCCGGCGACGCAUACUCUGCGAUCGAUCGGCUUGGGCGUCCGCGCAUCAAGGCGCCUUUACCUGACGAUAUUUAAGGCAAAAAAGCUUACGAAGGCUACAUCGAAGCACAAGACAGAUCGCGCUUUGCGGCAGGCAAAGAGUACGUAUAGAAUUCCGCAAAAGCACCGCGACACACUUUUACCGACGUUGCGGGCGAUGUUGGACAAGGUUCGAUGUUGCCCAUUCACGAACAUCCUCAACAAGCACGCUCCCAUGCCGCGUGAGCUAAUGGUCUCCACGAAACGAGUCGGUGAAUUGAGUCAAGCGUCGCUGUUAUCUGCGUAUACGGCACCACGAAGAGUAGCCGCCUUUGUUUGGGAAGUCAUUGAGCGCCUCGUGCCCGUCGAACUCUUGGGGUCGGUCCAAACACGAAAAAGCCUGUACGGUUGCAUUCGCCGAAUUGUGUCGUUGCGAAGAUACGAGCGGUUUACUUUGCAUGAAGUCAUGCAAGGCAUCCGAACGGCAGACUUCAAGUGUUUCAAGGCGAAAACGACCAAUGCGAGUAACGCAGGACAGGUGGAGGCGAGUCAGCGGAGAAUGGUCACCAAAUGGAUCAGCUGGCUCGUGCAAGAGAUGGUCUUCCCAAUCAUACGAUGUCAUUUCUACGCCACGGAUACGCAAACACACAAAAAUAGGAUAUUCUUUUACCGGAAAGGGAUUUGGUCUCGGCUCGUCACCGCCACACUACAAAGCUUGGAAGAAACGUCGUUCAAGCGCCUCACGGCGAAGGAAGUGACAGCGAUGAUGGAUAGAUCGAAUGCGUCCAACUUGGGGUUUUCGAACAUGCGAUUUUUACCGAAAGGCUCGGGGUUACGACCUCUAGCGACGCUGAACAAACCGACGACCUUUGUCGUCAAGGGCGGCGGGAAGAAUUCAAUGCGGUGGUUGAAGAAAUUCGAUGCGAUAAACAGACGGUUGAAAGACGUGCAGGAUAUUCUCCACCACGAGACAGUUCGAGAUCCGAACGUCUUAGGCGCAGCCGUCGGAGAUUAUAAGGCGGCUCUUCUUCGUCUUGGACCGUGUCUACGCGCGAUUCGUCGCCAAAAGUUACUUGGACGGCGUCCUCAGGCGUACAUUCUCGCGACUGACAUUAAAGGCGCUUUCGAUAAUCUUCCGCUCGAAUCUCUCGAGCGCGUGGCCUUGGACCUAAUCUCAAGCUCAUCAUAUCAAACGCUUCAUUAUGCCGUCGUGAAACAAAACGGUGAGGCAAAAUAUAAAAAGUUGGUGUCUUCCCUUCCGACCGCGGCGAAAGGCGAAAGAGUGCCGGGACCUCUCGUGACUGAAGCGCAGCGCGUUUCGAACACCGGCGGUGCGGCGAUUCUUGGUAGAGAGAGCAGAAACUCGAUCGUCAUUGACGCAGGAUUCGCUAAGGAAAUUUCCGAUGAAAACAUAGUGCCGUUAUUGCGCGCACAUCUACGAGAAAACAUCAUCUCUGCGCGCGGCAAGUUCUUGUUACAAACCGUCGGAAUCCCGCAGGGUUCGAUUGUAUCUCCGCUUUUGUGCAGCCUAUUUUACGGCCACCUCGAACACGAGUAUGGAUUAUUGAGCGGUUUCUGUGGCGAGCAAUCAACCGUGUGUCGAUGGAUGGACGACAUGCUUCUCGUCACCACCGAUCUUGAUCGGGCCAAAGCGUUCGUCGACAUGUGUAAGAAAGGUUUCGAGGCGCACGGCUGCACUCUAAACACCACAAAAACGCUUUCAAACUUCGACCACGGAGAAGACGUACGACAAAGGACAUUUGUGAACGCGGAUGGGCGAAGUUACAUCCCGUGGUGCGGUAUAUUAAUCGAUUGCCUAACGCUAGAAAUAAUGGUGGACUACUCGAGGUACUCGGGAGAAUUCGUUCGAGAGUCGAUGAAUCUACCGCUCGGGCGCAAGGCGUGGACGCGUCUACCCGAACGCAUUUGUGGCUUUUUGAAGCCAAAAUGUGCGGCUAUAUUUUUCGACGAGAGUAUCAACAGCAAAGUCACCGUGCGCGUCAACGUCUACCAGCUCUUCCUCAUGGCGGCGAUGAAAACACACAGCUACGUCGCUGCGACGAGCGCGAUUCCGGGAUGCGAGCAAAUCUCAUCGCUUGCACUUUAUCGCGCGAUCAAGCACGCCGUUCGUUUCGGACAAAUAUUGAUACAGCGUCAGAGUAGCAGCGCGCGCGCGCACUGCAGUAGCGUCGGGAGACUGCCGGACUCGCACGUUGAAUUUCUCGCUAUCCAAGCCUUCUUGAAAGUCCUUCAACAAAAGCAGACGCGAUACAAGCGAGUAAUUCAGCUAUUGAACUCGCGACUCACCUCACAAGGCAUGAAACGAACGUGCAGAAACGGUCUGCUCACACAAGCGAUGGAACCAUCGCGAAACACGAUUUUCACACAUAUUAGAUUUUAG